AUGUUUCAUGAGAGAAAUCAAGAGUUACUUCGUCCGACCAAUGGUAAUGAAUAUUUUUUUGAUCGAAACAGUCGAGCGUUUCAUUACAUUUUAGAGUUUUAUCGCACUGGAAAGAUAUUGCUAUUGGACGAAAUAACAGGACCAAAGGAAUCGACAAUGGAUGUCAACAUUCAGGAGUUGAUCGAAGAAAUAAAAUAUUUUCAGAUCCCUUUGCCGAGGAGAGACAUCCCAACUGAUCAAUAUCAUGCUGUGCUAUUGGAUAAAUUUAUUGAUGCAUUGAAAGAUGGCAUUUGCGAAGCAAGAUACGAUUUUCAUAACAUUUUUGGUGCUGAAUUUGCACCCAUAAAUGCGGGUAAAAAGAUUUUUGUUACUAUGCCCCCUGAGGGAAAUUUUAAGAGAUUGUUCGAACCUUUUAGAUAUAAUGGCCAUAAGAUUAUUGAAUUAUUUGGGGAUGACAUAGAAGAGCACAUCAAAUCUUUAUUUCCUGACAUUAAAUUCUCGAUUAUCGAAGGUGAAGUGGAAGAGAAUGAUGUUGGGUACAGGGUUUAUGUUGUUAAAAUAGAGAUUGGUGAUGAAGCUUGGAAUCGGGAUGCUAUUCUUGGGAAAUCUUGUCUCAAAAAAAAGAAGCCAAACGAUCAUAAUGAAAGUCUAGAUAGUUGA
Molecule: messenger RNA, 660 nt
Organism: Racocetra fulgida
Lineage: Eukaryota; Fungi; Glomeromycota; Glomeromycetes; Diversisporales; Gigasporaceae
Source: the annotation of a GenBank genome assembly